Morone saxatilis (striped sea-bass) is the source of this 1940-nucleotide messenger RNA. It is a transcript of the gene cunh1orf52, whose product is annotated as chromosome unknown C1orf52 homolog. The coding region runs from base 1 to 564 and encodes 187 amino acids. The transcript is spliced from 4 exons. The record is from RefSeq and is a predicted model, not a curated record. Lineage: Eukaryota; Metazoa; Chordata; Actinopteri; Moronidae.
AUGGGGUUGAGUGUGCUGUGUGUGCUUAGCCCACAGCCAUCCACACUGCAGGACACCGUGGAACAUGUGAUGGGGAUGAUCACCCCCAACACCCACCCCUGCCCACACCACAUCCCACCCCACUCGCCCUUGGAUCCCGUUCCGGACUCCAGCCACGAGCCCCGACAGGCCGCGGUGCAAACAGAGCCUCGAGUUAAUCCUGCCAGAGAGUUUAAGCCAUGGAAGACAAACGCUGUACCCCCUCCUGAUAGCUACACCUCCGAGCCAGAGAAGAAGAAGGGACCUCCCCCGGGCAUGGACAUGGCCAUAAAGUGGUCUAAUGUGUAUGAGGACAAUGGGGAAGAUGCACCACAGCCUUACACUGGCAACGCCCGGUUCUUACCCACAGAGGAGCAACCCUCCGACUCAGAUGACGAAUCCGAUAAGGGAGACCUGUCUUCCAAGAAACGUCGAGUGGAGACCUUCCAGCAGAAGGAGAAGAGGAAGAGGGAAAUGGGACAAGCUACCUCCGACAAGAAUUUCGUAGAGGAGGAGAAAAGGAUCCUGAGGCAAAAUAUUGAGUGAGGCCCGUACUGCCUGCGACAAGGAGUCUGUUUCUAAUUUAAACAUUUUAUGUCAGCCGAGAACAUUCACGAAUAUUAGCACAAUGGUCCAGUUUGUAGGUAGUAUGCUGCGAGCGCAAACAGGCAUUUUUGCCUGUAUGUUGACAUAAUUUGCAAUAUUUAUACUUGUUUUUGUUUCCAAAGGACUGUCGGCACACUUUAAACAGAAAUCGUAUAGUAUAUGAUGGUCCUGCUGCAAUAUUUUCAACUUAAGAGCUCAAUUUCCAGUACAUCCCUGUGGACUAUUUUCCAAAGUUAAAGGAAAAUUCAGGUGUUUUACAGUCUACGUCAUAUAUAUAUAUAUUUUUGAAAUAGUUUUGGCUGUCAUCCUCACCAGCUCUCUUCCAAGGACACAGGGAUGAGGGCUAUUACUAGACAAAGCUUUACAACAUGUACUGGGCAUUACUAAACAAGUAAUUAGACAGGUUUGGUCCCAGUUCGGCGUCACCUUCGCUUUACUUCCGAACACGCGGUUUUUACAACAAGGUGAAAUGAGACUUGUUUAAACCUGCCUGAUUGCUCUCGUUUGAGUCCCUGUGUCUCUAGGUCUUUGCAAAGAAGCUGGUUAAUGAAAUGUCAUCACAACUAAUAGGGAUGAAGGCCAAAACUACAAGAAACGAUUUAACUUUAAAAGAGAGUUUUGCUUGUUGUGACACAUUGAACAUAAAGUGUGGUUAGUUUGGCUUUGCCUCCUCUUUUGUUUUGAUUUAAAUGAGCUAAAAUAACAGUGACGUCUGGCUGUGGUGCUUUACCCGAUCUGUGUUUGUCUUGUAUUAUAUACGAAAUAUAUAAUCACUGAAAUGACUGUGUUUGUGUUGUGUUACUACAGUGACUUUCCUUCAAAAAUGUGAUUUAAAAAUGGCUGUAAAUCUGUUGCAAUUAUAACAUUUUGCUUGUUCUUCCUGCUUAUGGGCACUAGAUGUCGCCCUUAAGCUACACUAGAAUAUACUCCCUUCAUGUUUGUAGUCAAGUCCACUGGACUUUGUGUAAACUUUGGGCACCCCAAAUUACAACCAGGGUCUUUGUAUAAACUGUUGGUCAGAAAGGGAGUUUGUCUCAUCUCAGUUCUCUUGAGAUACUUGAUGCAUACGGACUGUUUGUUCAGUCUCAUGUACCUUGUAUUACAAAACACUUUUACAUCUGUGUGAAAUAAAACUUCUUGCAUGUUUAGUAUAUCAGACGGUGUUUUGAACAUUGUACCGUUUUAUCAAACCAGCAGAUCUGCUCAUUCAGUGUAAACAGGUAAUUUUAUGGUUUGUUUUAAGUGUUAUACUAUUCAUUAUAAACUACUUAGGCAAUAAAAGGUAUUUUACUGGAGAAAAGUGUUGAAUUUUAUUA